Molecule: messenger RNA, 2535 nt
Organism: Tachyglossus aculeatus (Australian echidna)
Lineage: Eukaryota; Metazoa; Chordata; Mammalia; Monotremata; Tachyglossidae
Gene: LRRC38
Product: leucine rich repeat containing 38
Exons: 2
Coding region: 90-971 (293 amino acids)
Cellular component (GO): voltage-gated potassium channel complex
Molecular function (GO): transmembrane transporter binding; voltage-gated potassium channel activity; potassium channel activator activity
Source: RefSeq, a predicted model, not a curated record
CACACACACACACAACUAGGCACUGCUGCUCAGCUGAGCAAAAUGUUUCUCCCUUAGUGUGCUUCAUCUUUGCCCAGAAAUCUCUUAAAAUGAAGCUAUGCUUUCCUCUCUGCUUUCUGCCUUCCUUUCUCUUUUCCUGCCUGCUCCUCCUGCCCCAGGGACAGUUCUGUCCAUCUGCCUGUGUCUGCGUGGACUAUCACACCGUAGACUGCAGAGACCAAGGACUCCCCAGCGUCCCAAAUCCAUUUCCUCUGGAUGUAAGGAAACUUCUUGUGGCUGACAACAACAUCCAGACCAUCCCAGCGGAUUUCUUCAUAUUUUAUGGAGAUCUGAUUUACCUGGACUUCAGGAAUAACUCUCUGACCACAUUAGAAGAGGGAACAUUCAGUGGCUCGAACAAGCUGGCGUUUUUGGACUUAAGCUACAAUAACCUGACGCAGCUUGACGCGGGAAUAUUCAAAUCGGCGGGCAAGCUGAUCAGAUUGAGCCUGGGGAACAACAACCUAGCAGAUGUGGACGAGGCUGCCUUUGAGACCCUGGACUCUCUCCAAGUGUUGGAACUGAAUGACAAUAAUUUGCAGAGCCUCAAUGUGGCUGUACUGGAUGCCCUGCCAUCGCUCCGGACCGUCCGCUUAGAGGGUAACCCGUGGCUGUGCGACUGUGAAUUUGCCAAUCUUUUCUUCUGGAUCCAGGAAAAUGCCUCCAAGCUGCAGAAAGGACUCAAUGAAAUCCAGUGCUCACUGCCUAUGGAAAACAGGAGGAUAUUUCUACAUGAGCUGUCCGAGGCCAGUUUCAGUGAAUGCAAGUUCAGCCUCUCACUAACAGACCUCUUCAUCAUCAUCUUCUCUGGGGUCGUGGUGUCAAUUGCCGCCAUCAUCUCCAGCUUCUUCCUUGCUACCGUGGUCCAGUGCUUCCAGAGGUGUGCUCCCAACAAGGAUGAGGAGGAGGAGGAUGAAGAGGAGGAUGACUGAGGCUCCUCCAUUCCCUCACUUUAGUUCUGAGUUUCAAAAUCCAUAACUGGUCCUCCCAGCUAGAGAACGGGGAGGGAAAUGCUUCCUUAGGAAGGCCUCUAACCACCCCAAAGGAAACAUUAACAGUUUCCUUUCUGCUUUGAAUGUGUGGGUCUAGGUCUCUCUGGAGCCACUGGUGUGAUGGUUCAUCGUAGACAUACAUCAUCGGCAGAAAGGGGCAGGGAAGGGCAGAGGGAAUUACCCAGUUGGCAAGAUUUUGGUUAAAGGAUGUUUUUCUCUGGGGGUCAAGGAAGCCUAAAGAGGCAUUAGCACCAUUCGGUUGCUCCCAAAGAGACUCAACUCCUCAAAAUUCCAGCUUGCGAGGUGGCCAGUGGCUACCUCUUCCCCAGACUGUGGGAGAAGGCUUCCCAAGUUGGUUUUCAGGGCUACAGUGGACCCCAGGGAUAGACAACUUCUCAUUCUUAAAUCAGUACCACCACCCAAGGAAUGAGUCUAUUGACCUGAUGAAUUACUAUUCCAAAUUUGUUUUGGGAAUCCAUCAAUUGUUCAUAUUUAUUGAGUGCAGAGUACUGUACAAAGUACUUGGCAGAGUACAAUAUAACAGAGUGGGUAGACACAUUCCCUCUCCACAAUGAGCCUACAGCCUAGAGGGGGAGAUUAGAAUCUAGAUGGAAAUAUGAAUAAAACUAUGUUCAUCUGGGAAUGAACCCAUGGGAUAAAGCCAAAAAUUGGCCAAAGUGUUUUUAUACUUUGGGAUGAAAUUAUUCUGGGAGAAUGAGUGAUAUGUAGAAUGGAAGAUCCUUUUAUAAGGAAUAUAGUGCAAUUCUGAUUUUUCCCCUCAGAAUGACUUUUGCUAAAGAUACAAAGAAGUAAUUAUUUUCUUCCUCCAGAAUAAGCCUUGAUCUUAAGAAUGGAGGGGUCUUAUAACUGGAUUUUGUAUAUUGCAGCAUUGAACAAUGUAGUGUUAAAUUCUUCAACAGUGGGCUUGCCAGUAUUCUAGAUUCAAUUAGCAGAUUCCGAUAACCAUGACAAAUAUCAUGUGGAAUUAAAAUUGGAACUUGCUCAAAACAUUUCUGUGAUUGUUGCUAUAAAGAAAUGAGAUAAAGUAGAGAUUAAAAUGGUAUUUUUCAGUAUUUAGGAGAUGUUUUCAGGUUUCAAAAGACAUGAAAACUAAAUUUAUUUCUCUCAGUGGCUCAGUACUAACUGCAAACUAUCUAAUGAUGUAGCAUUAUUCUAUAAGAAGAAAUAGGAGCUAGAUUUUAGAUUCAGUAAUUGAUACCUUUUCCUAGUGUGGUAAUGGCCUAACAUCUCUGCUGGCCAAUACAUAUUGCUCUGAAACACUAAGACACACAUCUUCUACUGCUCUGUAGAAACUCAUAAAAGUGAAUAACACUCACUGGUGAAGAUGCUUAGGAAAAUGAAAAUUGAUUAUCAGAGAUUUCUGGAAUUGCCUCAGAUAGUUUUCAAGAACAAAUCUGGUGUUUGAAUUGCAGUAAAAUGAAAAUGUGCCCAAGGUGCCUGUAGAAUGCUUAAAACAGAAAUGUUCUAAAGUGCAGAUGACAAG